Chilo suppressalis (striped riceborer) is the source of this 633-nucleotide messenger RNA. NCBI's taxonomy places the organism in Eukaryota, Metazoa, Arthropoda, Insecta, Lepidoptera, Crambidae. The record is from the annotation of a GenBank genome assembly.
AUGUAUUUGUUGAGAGCUAUUGCACUGUGCGUGUUCCCAUUGGCGAUGGCUUUUCACAACCACGGUUCCUCGGGUACUCUCGUCGAUUUUUCUGACCCCAAAGUGCAGGGUCACUUGGACGCCCUGGUACGCCUGGCGCAGUCGUGCGUGAUCAAAGUGCGCGCGACCCCGAAGGAUGUACGAGCGUACUUCACCAACUCUGCUCCGGUUACCAGGUCGGGCCAGUGCUUCGCUGCUUGCAUGCUGGAGCAGAGCGACAUCAUUAACCAUGGCAAGGUGAACAGAGAACUGCUGAUACACCAGGCCAGUCUCGUAAACGGCAAGAACUCGCGUGUGGUCAGGAAGCUGAACAGCAUCUCCCGCCUGUGCUUGGACAGCAUCGAGGGCAUGUCUGACAGAUGCCAGCUGGCGUCGACGUACAACGACUGUUUGAACGAGAACAUGCUGGAGUUCGCGUUCCCCCUGGACAUAGCUGAAGAAGCCGUGAGGAAGAUGCCCUUCCACCUGAUACAGCCCAAUUUACCACAAGAAAUGAGGACGUAUUAAACGACGUUUUGAAGAGAAAAUUGAUAUUUUAAAUAAAUUUUGAUAUUUUUUUACUUUAUCAAUAAAAAAAGUCAUCAAGAACAUACA